Messenger RNA from Trichomonas vaginalis G3, 975 nucleotides. Its product is annotated as protein transport. The record is from RefSeq and is a predicted model, not a curated record. Gene Ontology annotation, biological process: protein transport. The coding region runs from base 1 to 975 and encodes 324 amino acids. The transcript has a single exon. Gene Ontology annotation, cellular component: recycling endosome membrane; trans-Golgi network membrane. NCBI's taxonomy places the organism in Eukaryota, Parabasalia, Trichomonadida, Trichomonadidae.
AUGUCAAAUCCCUUUGAAAUCGCGACUGACGAGUCCUACAACCCAUUUCAGAGUGGCUCUAGCUAUACAGACGCAAAACCCACAACUACAUAUACAGCUCCAGCUGCUGAAUCAAAUUAUAAUAAUCUGCCUAACAAUAAUCCAGGUUACAAGGAUACAACCAUGGGCAUUACAAUCUCAGAGAGCGAAUUAGCCGCAAAGGAAGAGGCUCUAGCUCGCAGAGAAGAAAAGAUCGCUCAAAGAGAACGCGAAAUCGAACUUGCACGUGCCAACGGCAAUCUUGAAUCAUUGAACCCACAUAAGAGGAAUUUCCCAAUGAUUUUAAAGAUCUACAAAUACUACCCAGAGGAAGAAUUACCUAAUGAUGCAGUCAAAAUGGUCCAGCUCUUGAAAUGGACAAUGUACACAUUCACGUUUAUAAUGUUCCUCAAUGCCCUCAUUUCCUUCCUCUCACUUACACCAUGUGCUUCUGAAGAAAUCAAAUCUCCAGCAGCUUCCAUUGUUUUCGCUUGCGUUUACUUCGCUUUUGGUCCACUUGUUUUCACAGAAAUUUGCUUGAUGUUACUCUACGAUUCCCUGAAGAAUAAGAAAGGUGCAAGAUAUUUCUUCUCCAUUAUUACAAUUUUCUUGUAUUUGGCUUUCUGCAUCUACGUUAUUGUCGGUCUUUCUGAUUACGGAUCAUUCGGAUACAUCAUUUCAAUUAAUCUCCUUCGUGCUCCUAAAAAUAAGUGGGUCGGAAUCGUUGCUUUGAUUUUCUCUAUCUUAGGAACACUCCACUGCGUGUUCCUUGGCUGGGUUUGGUGGAUGAUUGUCGUUUACUUCAAGCGCAACAAGAUUUCUGAAUUGGCUGCAAGAGAAGCUGCAGGAUACGCCGCAAACUACGCUGUUGACCACAAGACAGAACUACUCCAGGCUGCUAAAGAUCACCCAGAUGUCGCAGUCAGUGUUGCUCAGACAGCUGGUACUUACACUUAA